AUGCGGCCGCUGGAGCGGCGCCGGAGCGCGGUGCUGCCGGCCGCUGUCGGUGCGCUGUGCCGGGCCCUGCCGCCCCGCGCCCGGCCUGCCCCCGACACCCUCCGCCGCGCCAAGUUCGACCGGCCGCAGGCGAGCCUGGAUUUCUGGAAGCUGCUCUAUACUCUUCUGAAACAUGUUCACAGAGGCAAAUGGACAGAGUCUGAUGCCAUAGAUAACCAAAUAGGGUUUGUCAAGGCAGCGCUGUGGUACCACGGCUAUGGCAGGCCAGCGCUCUACGGGCUGCCCCGGGACGGCUCCGCAGGCAGCCGGGAGCUGCUGCUGGCGUUUUCCUGGCUGCUGCACAGACUCAGCCUCCUGGAGCAGCUUUUGGCUCGGAACAGAGUACAGACUGGGGAUGAAACCUCUGCGUGCACGUGUGAAGAUGAUCUGCCAACCAGCCAGAAAAGUGCAACUGAUACAGCACCUGAACACGGGCUAGAAGACAGAGUAGAUGUUCGCUACCUUCAGUGGUUAAGUGGGAGGCUGAGGCUCCAGUGGCGGAGUUUGCAUGCUCAGCACCAAGAGCAAAGCAAACUUUUGCACAAGAUCCAUUUAUUGACUAGAGGCUCCCAUAUGGACCAGAACCUUGGACAUUUUUCUGUCACAGAAAUGGAUCUCAUUAGACAACCGGAGAGCUGCAAGCAGCUGUUACAGCUUCUGGAGUCUGAAACCAUGCAACUAGAAGCCUUUCUGGAGUGGAAGCAACUGGAACCAGUUUAUUGGCAGUGGAUGGAAACUGUGUUAGAUAGUAUGGCUGAAGAGGGAAAUACCUGUGAGUCCCAGGAUGCUCAUGUGGAGAACAGCAGGCUGGCAAAGGUGCCCCCAUGCUGCCCCUGGGCUGACAGCCUGACUGGGCAAAUCGAGAGGCUGUCCAGAGAUCUGAUGACUCUCCAUGACCACCUGCAUCAGCUUGUGACUCACCGAAGGGCUGCGUGGUGUGAGAAGGUGAAAACAAGAAAGGGAGAACUACAGAAGGAAGGGUUCCCUACCACUGCUAGGAAGAUACAGGAGAGUGUUGAACUAAAGCUGCUAGAUCUCACACACCUGUGUGUUCCAAACAAAAAUAAAGCACAUGGUUCAUGCAGGCUGGUGUUCAGAAGCAAGCAUCCUGCCAGCAAAAGGGGAUUCACUAGGUCUGGAUCCAAGGAGCCUGUUUCAGCUGUCAGUGCUACAGAGGUGAUCAGAGAGCUGCAGAUGAGAGAGGCCAGCCUGAAGAGAGAGCUGAAGCAGCUGCAGGAGGAGUGCAGGCAGAGGCUGGAUGAAAUUGCAGAAGGGUUGGAUGGAGUGAUUUGUAUCUCCCCUUGA
Molecule: messenger RNA, 1344 nt
Organism: Indicator indicator
Lineage: Eukaryota; Metazoa; Chordata; Aves; Piciformes; Indicatoridae
Gene: TEDC1
Product: tubulin epsilon and delta complex 1
Exons: 8
Coding region: 1-1344 (447 amino acids)
Source: RefSeq, a predicted model, not a curated record